AUGGCAGACGGCGCCGGCCCCUCUACCUCUCGCUACCGCGGCGCUGGCGACCAGACGGCCGCCCAGCAUGUACAAGAUCCCCAGCCUGGCGCUGUCAUCAUGACGCACGAGAUCCGGACAGGCCAUAGCCGCGUGUACAACCGAAGGAUGGUGAAUCAGUACGAGUUCGACCAUCGUGUAGGAGUAGGCCAGCAUGGCGAGGUGUAUCUGGCGCGAGACACGUCGAAUAGUAACAUGCCUGUGAAAGAACCCAAAGGCGGACAAGAUGAGCAAGUUCCGGAAGCAAAACCAGAACCUCCCUUCUCCCCGCACCUGCCGCUCACCGACAAGCUCGGGACGACGGAACAUAAGAUUCGCAAGGAAAUCGCGAUCAUGAAGAAUCAAGUGCUCGAAGUCAUAGAUGACAACCUCCACGAGAAGAUCUACAUGGCGACGCGUAUAUGCUCCCCUCCCGUCACAACGAGCAGUCGCAUUACUGUACGGGGCCGCUGUCACGGUGCCGGACCAUAUUGCCUCGGCUGCAGUACGCGUAAUGGAGUACCUGGUGGUGGCGAGAUCAAAUGGCGGACGAAUGACGGUGAGCCGGUGCUGCGUGUUGACCAAACACGGCGCAUAUGCCGCGACGUCAUAUUGGGCCUCGAAUACCUACAUCACCAGGGCAUUAUCCAUCGAGACAUCAAGCCGUCGAACUUGCUCUGGACCGCAGACAGGCGGACCGUCAAGAUCGCCGACUUUGGUGUCGCGCACUUCUCCUAUGCGCAACGCCUCGCGGCGGCUGGGCAGGGUAUGGUCGACCUUGGCGACGAAGACCCAAUUCUCAUGGACGACACGGACCUGUCCAAGACGGCCGGCACGCCCAUGUUUCUCGCGCCCGAGAUCGUAUGCGACACCGCGGAUCUCGCGGCCUCCUCGUCGACCGUGAAUGACGGUGGCGCGUCCGCGCCGCCGGCACCCAUCACGAAGGCGAUCGACGUCUGGGCGUUCGGCGUGACGCUGUACGGCCUGCUGUUUGGUCACCUGCCGUUCGUUGCGGACCGCGAGUAUGAGGUGUACCAGGUGAUCAGGCGGCAGGACUGGGCGGUUGACCCGACGAUGGGUGUUGACCAGCUCGAGACGGCCAAGAGGGCAGGAACCGAUGGUUACAUGGUUGUACAGCUGCUGGACGGUCUCCUCGAGAAGGAUGCACGGAGGCGGAUGACACUUGAUCAAGUGAAGCGGCAUCCGUGGAUACUCCGUGACAUUCAGGAUCCUGAAGGGUGGCUGCGCGAGACACAACUUGGACCCGCGCCGUCCCUAGAGCCUACCGCAGACGAGACUAGCUCGGCCAUGUCCUCAGUGCGCUUCCGCUGGACCCGUCCAUUACGGCGGCUCUGGCAAGGUGUCCGACCUACGCGCUCCUUCCUGAGCAGGCAAGCCCCAACAGAAACGGAAGUUGACGAGUACAAGCACGUCGGUGUCAGGUCCGCCCCCACCCACUCGUUAUCACGGCGCCGUUCAACACCAGGUGCAUCACAGCACGAGCGCCGGCGAGACAAGAGCAAGAGUGGGUACUCCGGGCGUGGAGACGCGCCCCGCAAUAAGUCGACGACGGACGUAGUCGCCCGGCAUGACUACGCGUACACCGACUGGGCUGACUAUGACGCGAGACAUAUGUCGACCGGACGUUCACCGAAGCGGCGGCGCGGCUCAUUCCCCUCAACCUCCGUCCGUCGCGCGCCGCUCACCACAGCCGUCGCCGAUAUCCGCGUCGACGCCGAGCGUGGAUGGAUCCGGGAUGCCCUCGCCAGAGGAGCGCACGCCGAGCAGGCUGUCGCUCACGCAUUGGCUCAGGCUCCGUUCCGCAGGCAGCCCGCGCCGCAGAUGGAGCAGACUCUGUCUAGCGGCAGCUCUGGGCAGAGCGUGUCAAGGCAGAGGAGCAACAGGCGGCUGACAGAGCACCGCGAGUGGUCACCUCACGAUGGCCAUGCGCGCGGCGAGCUGGGGCGAGGUCGGGGACUACGCGAGACCGUCGGAGGAGUGAUGAGCUUGUAUUCCGCUGAACGGGGAGACGACGCGCUCGACGACGACACGCUCUUACUUGGGGCUGGCGGGAUCGCCCAUAGUCCUGUCCUGUCCAUUCCAACAAGCGGUGUGCUCAGCACCGUAUCAUCCCUCGCCUCCCUCAACCUAAACGCUAGUGCUCCGGGCGCACCAACGCCUGCGACAAUGUCGGUCGCACAAGCCCUCCUCCAGCGCACUGACGUAGGCGAGCUACCAUCUGCCGCUGGCACUGCCACCCCGGACCCCACCACCUUCGCGCGCCAGUCGCAGAUCCGCUCUCGCGCGACGAGUCCACUUGCCCAAUCCGCUUACAAUCCUGUGCAGCUCUCCAUCGAGUCGGCGAACCCGUACGACUGCGAUGACUCUUCCUUCGACGACGAUGACGAAGAAGAUGAGAUGACGAGUCAUCAUACGGCGAAGAGGUGGACUUGCAGCCCAGCACGAGCCAGCGGUAUCAGGAGGAAGACGACGAGAGCGAGGAGGAGGCGAGGUGCGCCUCGAACUCCGUGGCCGCCGCCCUCCAAUCGCUCCGAAAUGUCGCCCGUGCGGGGCGCAGACACGCCCCAUAGAGAACGCCCCAUGAUCUGUACAUAG
This is a messenger RNA of Fomitopsis serialis, 2634 nucleotides long. RefSeq names its product kinase-like domain-containing protein. Bases 1 to 2634 code for a protein of 877 amino acids. The transcript has 10 exons. Gene Ontology annotation, molecular function: protein kinase activity; ATP binding. Gene Ontology annotation, biological process: protein phosphorylation. Lineage: Eukaryota; Fungi; Basidiomycota; Agaricomycetes; Polyporales; Fomitopsidaceae. The record is from RefSeq and is a predicted model, not a curated record.